Molecule: messenger RNA, 2442 nt
Organism: Fusarium poae
Lineage: Eukaryota; Fungi; Ascomycota; Sordariomycetes; Hypocreales; Nectriaceae
Exons: 5
Coding region: 1-2442 (813 amino acids)
Biological process (GO): regulation of DNA-templated transcription; DNA-templated transcription
Cellular component (GO): nucleus
Molecular function (GO): DNA-binding transcription factor activity, RNA polymerase II-specific; DNA binding; zinc ion binding
Source: RefSeq, a predicted model, not a curated record
AUGCCUCUGGACACGAAGGAGUCCGAUCCUUCCGGUCCUCCUGAAACUUCAAAGACCGAGCCUCUAGCAUGCGUUUCCUGCAGGGCUCGCAAGUUAAAGUGUGACCGUACAACGCCAGCCUGUACUCGCUGUGUCAAGGUCUCGAAUGAUUGUGUAUAUCCCGAAUCAAGGAGGAAGCCAAAUUUUAAGAGGAGAAACGUCAAAGAGCUUGAGGCUCGCUUAGCUCAAGUUGAGGACUAUCUCAAAGAAGUCAACAAGAAUUCUUCUGAAGAGAAAACAGACGACGGUAGUCCCAUCUAUCCAAAUCAGCAUCAUGUCAACUUUGACGUCUCUCCUGGAAUACCGGGACUUGUGAACGAUUUUUCGGAUCCCGGUUUUUCGUCCUUUCAGCCGUCAGCUUUUGAUCAACAGUCAAAUGAUGAAAAUACUCCUUUCAACGCACAGUUGAUGAGCCUAGGCAUGUCUGAACCUUUACCCCCGGACGAUGUCAUGGAAGAACUCAACAACCUCUUUUUCCAGAAUCAGUAUCGACUGAUACCCAUCAUCCACCCAGGGAAAUAUCUCCAAGCCUUUUAUGGCCCUUUGCCCAGGAGACCCGCAAUGUGUUUGAGAUAUAUCAUAUGGGCUUUGGCAGCUGCCGGUAAUAACAAGUAUGACGAAUACCACGACAUAUUCUACCGUCGGUCACGACAAUACAUGGAAGCAGAUACGAUGAAGGGUCACGGUGAAGUCUUCAUUUCCAUUCAGCACGCGCAGACCUGGGCACUUGUUGCUUUCUACGAAGCAAAGAUGCUAUUGUUUACAAGAUCGACCAUAAGUGUGGCUAACUGCGUUCGCUUGUGCCACAUGAUGGGACUUAACCGUCUGGAUGGAGAUAACGUCGGUAUGCCACCGUCUUUAGGACCUCCUCUUACAUGGGCCGAGCUGGAGGAAAGAAGGAGAAUCUUCUGGGGCGUGUUCGCUGCAGAUUCUCACUGUUGUAUCUCUACAGGAUGGCCCACUCUGAUCGAUACGGACGAUAUUGCAACCAGGCUUCCUGCUUCCGAAGAAGCAUUCAUUCAAGACCGUAAAGAAGAAGCGCCUUUCUUGGACGAUGCGAUACAAGGUGCUCAAUACACAGGCUUUGCUGGGACUAUCGUCACAUGUCAGAUCAACAAACUCGUCCUCCGUCAUAUUCACCGCUCCAAGCCAGAUAGUCGAUGUGAAGAUCUGAUGAAUGGGCCAUUCUGGACUCGACACAGAGAUCUGGAUAACACAUUGUCCAGCCUCUUUAUGUUUCUUCCUGAGAAUUUUCGCCUUCCCGAGAAUAUACGAGACGUAUCAGCACUCCAUCUCAAUAUGAAUCUGCAUGCCGCUAUUAUCUGUGUUCACCAUGCGGCUGUCGAAAAGGCCGAAAAGUACAAGCUACCAGAUCAUGUCAAGCAGAGCAGUGUAGCUCGACUUCGAGCAGCCGCCGAGGAGAUUGUCAACAUUAUGAGACUCACUUCGAACGUGACGCUUUUUUUUAAGAGCCCAUUGUCUGCCCUAUCUUUGUACUGCGCAGCUACGGUUUAUAUUUAUCUUGCAAAAGAGAACCGAACAACGGGCCUUAACGCAAUGGACUUAUCAAAUUUGCAGCUAGUUAUCCAAAGUAUGGAGGCCAUCGCGCGUGUACAUACGAUCACUCGAACCUUUUUACAACAAACCUGUAUCGACGUGGAGAGGAGUGGAUUGGAUUCUGUUAUCCAGAUGCCUUUGCUGAGAAGGUAUCGUGAUGCUUUUGGGCCGAGCAAGUCCCAAAUACCGAUCUUGGCUCGUACAUCAGUUUCAAAUCAUUCCGGGCCAUCACCCAUAGUGUCUGGUAGUGAGAAAAGAAUCGAAGCCGAGCAGACCAGACUGAGCAGUGUUGCCCAACUUAUGGGCGUGACUAUGGGGACGACAUGCUACCAAGCUUUACUCGGGUCCGCCUACCGCAACAUUCGGCCAGACCCAAUGAACAACAAACGGAAGAGAAAUGAAGAGAAUUCCAUGCCUAACAUGCGAAGCAGUAAUGCUCUUGACUUGAAUCUGAAUCACAGCUUCAAGGGAACAGGGAUGUGGUCUGGAUCUUUUUCUCCUCAUAUGACUACUUUGGGUGGCAUCUCCCUGCCCGACCGAACAAAUUCAUCAGCUGCGUCCUCGCCGAUCAAUCAGGCCUCGAACUCUGGUUCAUACACCAAAACAGCUUCGGGGAGUAGCCACACCUCACCCGACAUUGGUCUUGGAAACAGUGCGGAAGAAAACCGAAUUGACCUCAGAGCUUUCCAAGACCGGAUAUCUACACCAAUCUGGCAGUCGACUGAAGAAACACUAUUUGCACAGAUGGCGACAAACACGCUGGGUACCGACGGGACUGACACUUGGGGGAUACUUACUGCUGUCGACUUGAAUUGGGAUGCGGAAGGGCUGUCAGCGGGGAGUUGA